Penicillium nucicola is the source of this 1290-nucleotide messenger RNA. RefSeq names its product DUF3712 domain-containing protein. Gene Ontology annotation, cellular component: fungal-type vacuole membrane. NCBI's taxonomy places the organism in Eukaryota, Fungi, Ascomycota, Eurotiomycetes, Eurotiales, Aspergillaceae. The record is from RefSeq and is a predicted model, not a curated record. The transcript is spliced from 3 exons. The coding region runs from base 1 to 1290 and encodes 429 amino acids.
AUGGCCAAAGAAGAAGAGAAGUAUAUCAUUGGAGGGAAUCGGGGCCUCCUGCACCCAGGCCCGGAUGACCUCGCAAAGCUGGAACAGAUUGAGUCGUCAACGAGAUCAGCUACCAAGAAAGACAAAUUCCGUCGACAUUGCAGACGAUUCUGGCUGUGCUAUUUAAUCGGCAAUGUCAUCUUCCUCGCCAUCUUCUUGCCUAUAUUCUUUCUAGUUGCUAUUCCGGCCAUCGCACAACUGGUGGUCAACAAAUCCAACCUGGUGGUGGUCAACGCAGAAGUGAUGCAUCCCACACCCGACACAGUACAGAUGACAUUGGCGGCAAAGGUGGACUUGAAAAUUGCCCUGGGUGUUCGUAUCGAGCCUGUCAAAUUCUACACCUUUGUUCGAAAAGAUGGACAUGAAAAUGCCUGGGGAGCGAUUGACAUCCCUGGACAAACGAUCAAGGGCAAUUAUACCUUGGGGGUCAAUAACCAGUAUACGCCAAUCCUGAAUGCCACAACCUGGCAGACAUUUGUCCAUGAUACUGUCUUCAAGAAGGAGACAAUCCUGUCGCUCUACGGUGUGACCUAUGGAUAUCUGGGCGUCUUGAAAAAUCACAUCACGAUGGACAAAGACGUGGUUCUACCAUCCUUGAACAAAUUCGAAGGGUUCUCUAUUGACGACGCGACACUCGUCCUACCAGCACAAGAGGACGGAACUAACCUUAUCGCCAACCUCACCCUCCCAAAUCCAACUGCCCUCUCAUUCGAAGUAGGCACCAUCACGCUCGACCUCAAAAGCGGCAAUACAGACCUCAUCAUCGGCAAUGCAACCGUAGACAACGUGAUCCUCCGACCAGGAAACAACACCUUCCCACUGAAAGGCGUCGUGGACCUCAAAACAGUAAUCUCCAACCUCACCGAAGUGAUCGCCUCGCAAAGCUCAUCCCUCAAAAACGGAAAGCUAGCCCUAACAGCAAUGACCCGCACAAUCGUCUCAAACGGCACCUUGAUUCCAUACUAUACCAACGUCCUCAGUGAGCUCCCCUUGGUAGCAAACGUCGGCAUCGGCGACAUCCUCAAAAACACCCUGGGCUACCUAGGCUCCAACGACAAUCUGAACCUGACCGGUGCGCUUUCAGGCAUCACCGACGAUCUUCGGAGACGCGGGCUGGUUGGCAAUAACGCGUUCAACCGAGUGGCAAGUCUGAAACAGAACCAGCAUGUUCGGAAGAUCUUUGAGGAUGAGGAUAACGAUAAGCGAGAUGCGAUGAUAGAUUUUUUGGCGACGUAUUAUGCUUCUUUAUGA